This is a messenger RNA of Alligator mississippiensis (American alligator), 5071 nucleotides long. It is a transcript of the gene FRMD4B, whose product is annotated as FERM domain containing 4B. The record is from RefSeq and is a predicted model, not a curated record. The coding region runs from base 508 to 3450 and encodes 980 amino acids. Gene Ontology annotation, cellular component: bicellular tight junction; cytoskeleton; adherens junction. Lineage: Eukaryota; Metazoa; Chordata; Crocodylia; Alligatoridae. The transcript has 24 exons. Gene Ontology annotation, biological process: establishment of epithelial cell polarity.
GUCACGUCUUGAAUCAGUUUUUACUCAGCUGCACAUUGGGAAAGCUCUGAGCAGAGGCACAGAGAGGAGAGUUUCAUCUGCAGACUCAAGAAGACUGCUGUACUGUGGUUACUUGGGACUGCAUUGGGCUAGGAUAUUUUUAUGAUCAUAAGGGCAAGAAUCUAGAGCUAGUUCAGCAGACACAGAGAAGGACAACGCUGAGACGGAAAUAAUGUUCUUUGCUGACUUUUUCAGACGGAUUUUCUUUGUUUAUCUAUUUGCUCUUACCUUUAAAAAAAGAGAGAGAUUAUUCUGCAGAAGGUAGCAAUCCUUGCCUUGCCAAGAUUUCUGUUCCUUUCAGAAAUGGAUAUUCUGUCUUCUCUGCUGUAGCACUUCGUGAAAGAUCUGGAUAAAGGAGAUGGAGGCAUGAUGGAAUUAGAAGGAUGAAAUCGGCACCUCGUGGUGGAAAGCUGAAGGAUAUUACAAGCAAGGAUUAAGUCGAAACAGAAGACUGCACCGGAGCUAAAGAUGACAGAAGGCAGACACUGCCAGGUGCAGCUCCUUGAUGACAGGACCUUGGAGCUGCUGGUUCAGCCCAAACUUCUGUCUCGAGAGUUACUGGAUCUGGUGGCAUCACAUUUCAACCUCAAAGAAAAGGAGUAUUUUGGGAUAACGUUUAUAGAUGACACAGGUCAGAAUAUCUGGCUGCAGUUAGAUCAUCGAGUUCUGGAUCAUGACUUGCCCAAGAAGCCAGGCCCAGCAGCUCUGUCCUUCGCAGUUCGGUUUUACAUUGAAAGCAUAUCGUUUCUGAAGGACAAAACCACGGUAGAGCUCUUUUUUCUGAAUGCAAAGUCCUGUGUGCACAAGGGGCAGAUUGAGGUAGACAGCGAGACCGUCUUCAAGUUAGCCGCCCUGGUUUUACAGGAAGCUAAAGGGGACUACUCCAGCGAUGAAAACACGAGGAAAGAUUUGAAGACGCUGCCUGUCUUUCCUACCAAGACUUUGCAGGAGCAUCCAUCACUUGCCUACUGUGAGGACAGAGUGAUUGAGCAUUACAUAAAUAUUAAAGGCCUGAGCAGAGGACAAGCCAUUGUUCAGUACAUGAAAGUGGUGGAAGCCCUGCCCACUUAUGGAGUCCAUUACUAUGGAGUAAAGGAUAAACAAGGAAUCCCUUGGUGGCUUGGGAUCAGUUAUAAAGGAAUCGGCCAGUACGACUUACAAGACAAAGUCAAGCCUAGAAAAUUAUUUCAAUGGAAGCAGCUGGAAAACCUGUACUUCCGUGAGAAGAAAUUUGCCGUGGAGGUUCAUGAUCCUCGCAGAAUUUCAGUGUCACGAAGGACUUUUGGUCAGAGCGGACUUGUAGUGCUGACCUGGUAUGCAAACACUUCCCUGAUCAAAUCCAUCUGGGUGAUGGCAAUCAGUCAACACCAGUUUUACUUGGACAGAAAACAAAGCAAAGCAAAAAUUCCUUCAGCCAGGAGUUUGGACGAUAUAGCGAUGGACCUGACCGAGAUGGGAACGCCGAAGGUUUCCAAACUGGUGACUUCGGAGGCAAAAAAUCAGCUUAUCAUGGCCAGCAACGGCAGCUUAAUCUCCUCAGGGUCUCAGGAUUCAGAGGCCAGUGAGGAGCAAAAGAAAGAGAAAAUUAUGGAGCUAAAGAAGAAGGAGAAGCUGCUGCAAGAAAAGCUGCUUCAGAAAGUAGAGGAGCUGAAAAAGAUCUGCCUGCGAGAAGCGGAGCUGACUGGCAAGAUGCCGAAGGAGUAUCCCCUGAGCGCGGGUGAGAAACCUCCUCCGGUCAGAAGGCGCGUAGGCACAGCAUUCAAACUGGAUGACAACCUGCUUCCCAGCGAAGAGGACCCGACCUUACAAAGCUUGGAGAGCAAUUUCUUCAUACAGCAAAAGCUGGUGGAAGCGGCAAAGAAACUGGCUAGCGAGCCGGACCUAUGCAAAAACGUGAAGAAGAAGAGGAAGCAGGAUUAUACGGACGCCGUCAAAAAGCUGCAAGACAUUGAGAAUUCCAUUAACAAAUACCGGAUCAAGAGCGGCAAAAAACCAACCCAGAAAUCAACCCUCAUUAUACCAGAUGACAUCAUCCCAUCGGAAAGCAGCUCUUUGUCUGAUACAACAACGUAUGAUGAUGCCAACGAGUCCCUGACCCUGCCAGCACAGAAAACAAGCUCCGUACCACUUUCUCCAAGAACCCCUCCGCCAAAGUCUCUUGGUGUGGAGAGAAUCCAUCUUAGGAAAUCCUCCAUAAAUGACCAGUACCUAGAAACCAGAUAUUCCAGGGACCCCCUCUCAACACAUAGUAGUCCCUACCGGACACUGGAACGGCAGCCUUACGGAGGGAGAAGCAUGCCUACCACACCUGUCCUUACACGCAAUGCCUACAGUAGCAGCCAAUUACAGCCAGAUGUUUCCCCGCAGCACUGCAGACAGCGCAGUGGCAGCCUGGAGUCACAAACCCAUUUGCUGUCUGAGACCGUCGGGGAAAAGCCUGCGUUCUCCCUCUCCAAAUCUCAGCGAAGCAGCAGCACAGAAAUCUUGGACGACGGGUCAUCCUACACCAGCCAGUCGAGUGCAGAAUAUUACUGCACGACACCUACUCCCAACCCAUAUUACACCACGCAGACAUUAGACAACCGCACGCGGGGCCGGAGGAGGUCGAAGAAGCAAAACAUUUCGGCUGCCAAUUCGGGGAGCAUGCCAAACCUUGCCCAAAAGGACAUCCGAAACGGUGUCUACCAAAAGAGUCAAGGGCAGCCUUCCUCUAGCUACUAUAUUUCUGGAUACACCCCGUAUGCCGAAUGUGACGUUUAUUACAAUGGGGGGUAUGUUUACGAGAGUGAUACCGAGGGGCAGUAUAGCGUCAACCCUUCCCAUCGCUCGUCAGCGCACUAUGGAUAUGACCGUUAUAGGGAAUUCAGGUCCUACCAUGAAGAUGAGAUGAACAGAGUACCACACAACCCCUAUGCGACUCUAAGGCUUCCCAGGAAGCAAGUGGUUAAAACGGAGCAUAUAACCAAAAACAUUCACAAGGCCUUAGUAGCAGAGCAUCUCCGCGGUUGGUACCAACGUGCCUCGGGUCCAAAAAAGGAGCAGAGUCAUAGCCUGCAGGCAAGCUUUGACUCUGAUCGAGGAUCCCAGAGGAGCUUGGGCUUCGCUAGCCUGCAAGUACCGUGCUCUCCUAGCAGCCGGGCUUCUUCUUUCUCUUCAGCUUCUUCAACAAACGCUUCUGGGAACUGGAGGAACCAGACAACCCUGGGACUUCCUGAUUACGAUACCUUGUCUCAUUCCUCUUACACCAGCUGUUAUGCAAAUGUUUAUGGCAACUUUCCACUGCAGAGCAGGGCAUAUGCAGAGCCAAGCCAGCUGGAGGACGAUGCUGAGGACCGGUUGGAAGACGGCUUACACAAUAACGAGCAGAGACUGUUUUGGCACGAGGACUCUAAGCCCGGGACGCUCGUGUAGGUCACCAACCACCUUGCGUUUCAAUCGCCUUGUGCCUUGCACAGAACGCCGCUAUCCUGGCAGAGGUCUUCGGCGGAGUUUCCCAAAUGAAAAACAAAAGCGCGUUGGUUUGCUGGUGAAGAUCCCGAUCAGCAAUAAGAGGGACGUGACAGAAUUACAAAGCCUUACCAACAAAGGCGUUUCUUCCUUAAUCCAGACAGUAGCCGUUCUGAGCGAGGGCAAGCCACGGUUUCAUCUACAACAAGAUGCAGCACUUGGAUGAAGUAUUUAUAUUGAGCAAGCACUUUUUGAAGACUGCAAGGUGUGGAAGGCAAACCUCGAAGAAAAAAAAAAUGUGAAAAGGGGACUCUGUGGGGAAAACGGCGUUUGAGGAGCACAAUUUGAAUGGCUGAAAGAAGAAGGAAUGGGGAUUUCUUCUGCGGUAGCUUGUGAUGGGCUUCAUAAGCUGAUGAAGGAUUUUGUGUAUGAAUGAGGCAAAGGUUGACUUAAUCAGUAUUGGAUCCUUACUUGAAGGAAGGCCAGCUUUUUUUUUUUUUAAACAGAGGUUUGAGUGAGCUUCACUGUUUUUUGGGUGUUGUUAGGAGUGUUUGUUGUUUAGCACCACAGAAUGAGUUUCCAGAAAGAAAGCGAUCUGCUGUUGCAACGUGUAGCAUAAAACGAACUUUACGUGGUUGUGGAUUUUGGAAAUGGAAGCGGUAAGCUUUGAAUGUUUUUCCACGAUAAAAUGAAAAUCGGUAAUUUUGCGUUCGGUGAAUUUUCCACGGUACAGUGUCAUUGUGCAGGUGAGCAUGCAGAUUCUCAUGUUGAAUGCACAGUGAACAGUUCAGCAGACAGCUAGUAUGUUUUGCUCUGCCAUUUUCAAUUAAAAAAAUCUGAGAUGGGAUGCUUUAGUUCUCGCAUAUUGAACAAUGUUGUUAUAAUGGCCAGUAUUUUAAGGUGGUUGCAAAAAAAAGAAAAGAAAAAGACCAAGUGGGUGCCUUAAAAUUGAGGGCGUUGAAUUGUACAAUGUAUCAUCCGAAAUGCCAGGUGCAUUACUGAGUCACUGAGUGACAGCAGCGUUUUCACAUAAAAUCAUUGAUGUUCUUUUAAAAAAAAAAAUGAACUGCAGUUUUGAUCUAGGAGGGAUAAACCUACCUCAUAUCAUCCAUAUGUAGGAAUGAAUUAGCGUGGAUUCUCUUGUGUAAUUUCCAAAAAUCUCAUUUGCAUACGGUUAAAAUAAUUCUUGUUUCUCAGCUGUACUGUGCUUCAGGAAUCCAUAAAAUGGUGCUCUUUUUUUCCUCCCCUUUUAUACAGAGGGUUUAGUUACUCCUUGUGCAUAUUGUGAAUAGAAAAGUUCUGAUAAACUUUUUUGAACAUUUUUUUACCAAUAUUCCAAAGCAUGUAAUAUAUAUAUGGAAAGACAAAUUUGUUAAGCUGGUCCUUAGUCAUUUGUAUUAUUAGAGUUGAGGUUUGGAAUAAACGAGCAAAAACUAAAUGAAAAAAAAAUUAUUUAUUUGUUUUUGCAUAUUUGUAUAGCCUUCUAGAAAUGCAAAAGCCCUUUUUUGCCUAUUCUUUUACUACUUCUGACUUUUUGGGACCUAUUAUUUUGUAUGGGUCAAUAAACUAAAAGUAUGCUACCAAA